AUGCCGAGGGCUGCCCUGGGCAUAUGCCUGGCCCUCGGCAUAGGGACAACACGGCUGGCCGGGUCGCCCGAGCCCGCCCGCCGCCUCCCACCUGCCCGCCGCCACCUUCCCCGCCGGUCGUCGCUCGCGCCUCUCUCACCGCCGCCCGCCGCCAGCUUCUCACCGCCGCCGUCGCUGCUCACGCCGCCCCCGGCCUCCCCUGCCGCUCGCCGCCCCGGCUGCCAAGCGCCUCUCCUCCUUCCCCCCACCUGCGCCGCCACCUGCCUCCCCGCCUCCCCUUGCCUGCCCGCUGCCGCCAUCCUCGCUCGCGCCGCCCCCGGCCUCUCCUGCCGUGCGCCGCCAUUGACCGCCACGCGCCCUCUCCUCCUCCCCCCACCCGCGUCGUCCCCUGCCUCCUUGCCGUCCGUUGUCUCAAAGCCGCCGGCGUCCCUCUGGGCAGCCCCCCGCAGCAGCCGCCGCUCGCCGUUCGCCGCCCCGCAGCAGCAGCCUCUGGACGAGAUCGAUCUGCCAUACCUGUCCUCCCGGCUCGGAGACUGUUCCAUGAUGUUUUUGUUCCACGUCACCAAGGCUGGCGUCCAUGUCGCCAUUGACCGUUGA
This is a messenger RNA of Lolium perenne, 597 nucleotides long. The record is from RefSeq and is a predicted model, not a curated record. NCBI's taxonomy places the organism in Eukaryota, Viridiplantae, Streptophyta, Magnoliopsida, Poales, Poaceae.